Messenger RNA from Bufo bufo (common toad), 1895 nucleotides. It is a transcript of the gene PTGIR, whose product is annotated as prostaglandin I2 receptor. Gene Ontology annotation, molecular function: prostacyclin receptor activity. Gene Ontology annotation, cellular component: plasma membrane. Lineage: Eukaryota; Metazoa; Chordata; Amphibia; Anura; Bufonidae. The record is from RefSeq and is a predicted model, not a curated record. The transcript is spliced from 2 exons. Gene Ontology annotation, biological process: adenylate cyclase-activating G protein-coupled receptor signaling pathway; positive regulation of cytosolic calcium ion concentration; negative regulation of smooth muscle cell proliferation. The coding region runs from base 374 to 1480 and encodes 368 amino acids.
UUGUUCUCUCUCUCCCUCUGGCUCUUGCCACUUCCCGCGCUCUCUCCCCUCCCACUUUGCUGUCUCUUCUCGCAGGUCGUAUCACUGACAGAUCCCAGUGCAGAGUCAAGUGUAUAAGAGAGAGCAGAAAGUGGCGAGAGCUCAGAAAUUGCGAGGAGGCGACAGACACAUGAAGUUCCUGAGAGGAGAGGUGCCAGGCGGGCGGCUGCACCACAGCUGGAUGGAAGAGAAGCGACGCGGAGACUCCACAUGUGAUUGAAAGCUGCAAAAGAGGAAGAGAGAGUGAACACAAAAGAGGCAAUCGGUGGGGUGGAGGCGAGAGUCAGAGGAGGCGACCACUACUUGGAAGAGACAGACAGCAGUGGCAUCAGAGAUGCUGGAGAGUGCGGUGAUAACAGCGCAGCCGUCCCUCCACCCCACCGUCCAGCACUUCUGUGAGAACUCCACCCGGGUGCAUGCCGAUGGGAACCCCGCCACCAGCACCCUCAUGUUUGCCAUGGGAGUACUGGGGAACCUGCUGGCUCUGGGCAUCCUGGGGGUUCAUCGGAGAGAACGGAGGGCACGUGCCUCACCAUUUUGUGUCCUGGUGACAGGACUGGCAGUGACGGAUCUCCUGGGCACCUGCGUCCUGAGUCCGGUGGUCUUUGUCUCCUACGCUCAGCAGGCAUCCCUCCUGGCAUUGGGCUCUCAGCCGCUCUGCAAACUCUUUGCAUUUGCGAUGACUUUCUUCAACCUGUCCUCCAUGGUGAUCCUGUUUUUCAUGGCCUUUGAGCGUUGCCUGGCACUAAGUCACCCCUAUGUGUAUGCCCAGCACAGCUGGGGGCACCGCCUGGCACGGGCAGCCUUGCCUAUUUCCUACAUCUUGCCGGCACUGCUCUGUGCUCUGCCGCUGAUCGGAGUCGGAGAACAUAAGCAGUUCUGUCCGGGCACCUGGUGCUUUAUUCGGAUGGUGGUGCCACCCACAACCGGGAGAGAUGGGGCUCUGGCCUUUUCGCUGCUUUAUGCCAGCCUGACCGGACUCCUGAUCCUGGCGAUAUUACUGUGUAACGCCUCGGUGACUGCCAGCCUGUGCCGCAUGCGGAAGGGUCAGAGGGCACGGAGAGGGUCCCUGCGCAGAGGAGGCGCCCGAGGAUGGUUCCUGGGAGCUGGAGAAGAGGAGCUGGAAAAUCUCAUCCUCCUGGUGCUCAUGACCACCAUAUUCAUGGUGUGCUCGGUGCCAAUGACGCUCCGUGCCUUCCUGGGCGCUCUUUACAGCAGCGGAGAUCCAUUGGAUGAAUCAGGCGACCUAAUGGCCUUCCGGCUCAGCGCGCUCAAUCCCAUCUUGGACCCCUGGAUCUUCAUCAUUUUCCGGGGAUCUGUGUUCCGCAAACUCCACUCUCUGCUCUGCACGGCCUGGAACAAACCCACCAAACCGGUGCUGGCCUCUGGUUCUGUGGAGACCGGAGCCGUCAGCCCCAUGACCUCCAUGACUGGACCCUGAGAGAUCCCAGAGAAAUAACACCAGAAGAAGAGGCUCAGGUGUGAGGACAUCACAUGACAGGCCGCUCCGCGGGGGCGGGGCACUUACGUGGAUUUGUCCGCUACACUGUGAGGAGCAUACGGACAUUUUCUUAUUUAUUGUCGCGCCCCUGCAUUGUACGGUGUGCACUAACGGCUGCUCUCCUGUGAGACUCUGUUAUCAGCCAGCGACAACAGUGUUAAUAAGAGGAGCGCGGCUGCGGGGCCCUCCCGGACCUGGGACUACAGGGUGGACAAUGGGAGUAAUGGUGGACACCGGGCAGACCCCAAUCCAGCAUUGACCCUGAGGACACCAGAUCCUGCACUGUAACCGCACCGCCAUCCUGCACUAAACCUUUAUGAUAUCAAAGUGUCUGUGUGUCUAAUUGAUGUAGCGU